AUGUAUAUGCCUCCACGAAUGCAAUAUGGUGCUUCCGGUGACCAGAUGCAAACACACGUCCCGUACGCGCCCCCGUAUUACAACACUGCCCUCCCUCCGUAUCCAGGCGCCGUUCCUAUGUAUGGAAUGGCGUACCGGGCGCCGUUCAACACGAUCCCCACGGCCCAGCCUUUCGUACCCGCCCACGUGCCACCGCCCCCGUCGAUGAUCUACGCCUCGCAUCCCGCGCCGUCCCACGAUGCCGACGAGCCGCGUCUCCCUUCUGACAACAUGUGGUACGGCAGCCCCAGCCCCGCCCCCAGGGCUGCAUCCUACACCGCGAUCGCUGCAAAAGAAAUGAUGGUCUACCUCGACCAAGCCGCCGCCGCGCAAGGCGCAGACCACGCGAGCCGCCUGCCCCACCUCGGGCCGACGCCCGUCGCGCGCACGUACACGCACCACAUCAUCGACGCCCUCGGCGCCCCGAACGAGGCGCGCCUAAAAGACCACGCGCGCAACGUCUCGACGCUCCGCCCCUGGACGCCGCAGCGCCUGCGCGACCUCGCGUUCUGCAUCGUGUGGGAGGUCGUCACCGCGCCGCCGCACGUCCACUCCUCAAAGCUCGCAAGCCUGACGUGCUUGGUCGGCGACGCGUUCUCGACCGCCGCCGAUCCGGAGUCGUACGCGGAGCACGUCAGGCGGUAUGCGCUGGCGACGUUCAGGGGCUGGUGGAAGCGGGACCUGGCCACCUCGGUCUUCCGCGUCGAUCCCACGGCGCGUCGCGCGCAGACCGAGCGCGCGCUGAACCUCGCCAUCUACAUGGGAUACCUCUACGUAGCCGGGUACCUAAGCAGCGCGGACCUCGUCGACGCCGCGCGCACGCUCGUCGCGGGGGGCAUCACGCACUCCGAGCAGCUCGUCGCGCUGCGCGACCUCCUGGCGCAGUCCACCGCGGGCCUCUCGAGCGCGCCCGCCCACGAGCAGAGCACCAUGAGCGCCGUCAUGCGCGACGUCGCCGCCAAGGGCGCCGGCUUGCGCGAAGAGCAGAGCUUGAGGGGCGCGCCCGUCGAGAGCGCGGAGCUGCGCACGCUCGUCGAUGAUAUACUCAGCCUGGGGCGCGCGGGCCUCGGUGCAUCUUUCAAGGGCUUUUAG
Molecule: messenger RNA, 1131 nt
Organism: Heterobasidion irregulare TC 32-1
Lineage: Eukaryota; Fungi; Basidiomycota; Agaricomycetes; Russulales; Bondarzewiaceae
Exons: 3
Coding region: 1-1131 (376 amino acids)
Source: RefSeq, a predicted model, not a curated record